CACUCCUCGUGUUGUGACAUACACUCCUCGUGUUAUGACAUACACUCCUCGUGUUACUCCUCGUGUGACAUACACUCCUCGUGUUGUGACAUACACUCCUCGUAUUGUGACAUACACUCCUCGUGUGACAUACACUCGUAUUGUGACAUACACUCCUUGUGUGACAUACAUUCCUCGUGUGACAUACACUCCUCGUGUUGUGACAUACACUCCUCGUGUGACAUACACUCCUCGUGUUAUUGGGUUAAAGAAGAAGUUUUUGAGGAAAACAAAAUCUUGACACUUUACAUCAUCACACAAGAGGCCAAUCGUAACCCUCUACCACGUAGGUACUAG
Molecule: messenger RNA, 336 nt
Organism: Physella acuta
Lineage: Eukaryota; Metazoa; Mollusca; Gastropoda; Physidae
Source: RefSeq, a predicted model, not a curated record